Molecule: messenger RNA, 852 nt
Organism: Rhipicephalus sanguineus (brown dog tick)
Lineage: Eukaryota; Metazoa; Arthropoda; Arachnida; Ixodida; Ixodidae
Exons: 7
Coding region: 109-774 (221 amino acids)
Source: RefSeq, a predicted model, not a curated record
UCUCUGAGUGUACUAGAAUGAGCCUACUUGUGUGAAGCUCCUCGUUUGCACUGAGUCUCUCUUUUCGAAAGACUCAGUAUCGUCCAUGCAGAGCAAGCUUGCCACAGUAUGCCUUUCGUCAAAAUAUGGAGCGGGGACCACAGUGUCAAAAAAACUGCCUGCGUGGGGACGCUGUUGGAGGUGCUCGUGCAGGCAAAAGAAAAGGGAGUCUGCGACUCGACACAGGCUAAGGCAAUAUUUGAUGAAAAAGUGUCAGCAUAUGCACCACCACUUGUUCAGUACUUGGAGUCGGUCCCAAAGAAAGACAUUAUGUAUGUGCUGAUGAUCAUGCAAGAGGAGACCAAAAAAGGCAACACGAAUGCAGUGAAGGAAGCUGUGCUGCCCCUUCUGUGCGCACAUUUCAAAGAAGAUGAAAGUCAUCUAUUCCAAGUUUUUGAAGAGGGAACGAGCAUCACAGAAAGACUCCCGGAGCUGCCGUACACCCCUACUAUUGUUGCAAUUGGAAGCAUUUUCAGGAAAGAAUGUUUUGUGGCCUGCGAACAGCAGAUCCUUUUCACAGAGGCCGUGGAGUUUUCGGAGGCUACCUGCCUUUUACUUCUGAGCUACUACAUUUUCAACCUAGCCUAUGCAGAUCCCGUUACCACAACACUCGAAUUUCUUCAGAGGGAGAUGUUCAACAUUAACCCACCGAGAGGCAGCAAAAUCACAAAGGGCCGUAAAUCGAGGACCGUUGUGGACAACAGGAUAAUGAAGUUGGUGCAGCAGUUGCGCUGAAGGAUUGAAGUUGUAAGCCAUAAGCCAGGGCACAAAAAAUGCUUGACAAAAUAAACUCCACCUAUGUGUUCCGAGUGG